This is a messenger RNA of Salmo salar (Atlantic salmon), 15112 nucleotides long. The record is from RefSeq and is a predicted model, not a curated record. NCBI's taxonomy places the organism in Eukaryota, Metazoa, Chordata, Actinopteri, Salmoniformes, Salmonidae.
CACAUCAGAGCCUCUCGCGGAUUGUGGAGAGGAAUAGAGAAGCCAGCAAGCGCCUGCAGUUACACCUUGUACACAGAUGGCCGUGUGACUCCUAGCUUGUAAAUUAUGUACAUAAAUUAACGUCUGAAGGUAUCUGCGUGUAUAAGUGUAUAUACAUUUAUGUCGCCAUAUCGACGGUUGACGGGGAAAUCUGUACAUCAAAGAUCAGACCAACGAAAGGCAAGCAUCAUCUGUGUGGCACGUACCGUUAGACUUCCAGCCUGCUCUAGAAUAGAUUUAGAAAGACUCGACUCUAGUUGGGAUUUUCAAACUUGGAUUUACCGACACGCACUAAUGGUGAAGCUUAAUUUUAAAAAAGGAUAUAAUUUGAAAAUGUGUCGUAUCUCGCAUAAUUUGAUAGAAUAUUGAUGUUAAAACAAUUAUAGCCAAUGAAGUGCAAUUUAAAGGUCGCUUGAGUAACGUUUGAAAUAAUUUGUGUAGCUACAUAACGGAAUAUAAAUUAUAGGGCUUGGUUAGCUAGCUUGCUAGCUGUCUGGUUUACCAGUUUGUCUAAAAUAAUCAGAACGGACGUCAACGAGAUGAUACAUUUAGGAUUUACCUGAGGAGAUUCACCUUAAGACUUUGAAGGAGAGGAUUAUCUAGAAGAGGAGGAAGAGGCCCUAGCUUCCCUUAGCUUACCUCUCUUUCCCAGAGACAUUAAACACUGUCCUCUGCCUCAGCAUGUGUAUAUAGUAAGGUUGGCUGAGGUGAGGCUUUAUUGAGGUGCCUAUUGAGUUUAGUCCCCUUGGUAAGGUGCACAGGAAAGGGUAUGCACUGUAGGAGAUGGCGAGAAAGAAAGUAAGGACAGAAAGCUAGGACGGAGUGGAGAUAAGAAGCACUGUGCUGCUCAUCCUCUUUAUGCCUCUGUAAAGACUCUAAAGAAAGGAGAGAGGAGGAAGGGAGCCUCUAGUGGCAGGGCCCAGCCCCGUAGUCACCAGCAACACUGGAAGAACAGCAUCCAGAGAACCUAGAAGGUGGGUAAGAAGAGGACCACAGAAAGAGAGGAGAGACGGGGACUGAACGAGAACCAGAGGGUCGGAGGAGGAGAGGACGGGGAGCAGGAGGGGCAUCCCCAUGGCGACGGACCCUGGAGAACCCACGGGGACAGAGGACUCCUCAGAUAAACCUGAUGGAGCGCGAGAGGAGGAGACAGAGCAGGAGCAGGAGGAUGGCAGGAGGGAAAGGACGCAAAGUACCCCCUCUGACUUCCCCUCCUCCCAGGCCCAGGAGAGGAGAGCCGCCGAGGGUAGGGAUACAGGAGAAGGACCAAGAGGAGGCGGAAGCAGAGGAGGGCGAGGAGAGAUGGAGGACAGAGAUGUUAAGGAAGAGGAGAUACCUCCGUUUAGACCUAUGUCUCUCUCCACACCCUCAUCCCCGGCUGCGACCGUGGUGGCUUCAGGGUCAAGAGGUCAUGGGCCGAGGCUGAGGAGUGAGAAGCGUUUCUUCAGGAAGAGUGUGGAGAUCUGCGAGGAGGAGGACGAGGUGGCGGCGAACCCCCCAGAGGUCUCCCACUCCGCCCCCCACCUGGAUUCAGUCUUCACUCUCAUCGGGGCCCAGGCCCCUACCGCCGCUUCAGCUUCCGCAGCCCUAGGACACGACACCGCUCACCAUGACCCAUCCAGCCCCAGCACCACCCAGGACCCCGGGGCCAAGGACACCCCCUCCUCCGCCCCUGCCCAGACGUGGAAGGAGAGGGACAGGGAGCAGGAGGAGGAGGCAGAGAUGAAGGCCGUGGCCACCUCGCCAGGGGGGAGGUUUCUGAAGUUUGACAUUGAGCUGGGGAGGGGAGCCUUUAAGACCGUUUACAAAGGCCUAGACACUGAGACCUGGGUGGAGGUGGCCUGGUGCGAACUACAGGACCGUAAGCUGACCAAGGCAGAGCAGCAGCGUUUUAAGGAGGAGGCAGAGAUGCUGAAGGGGCUCCAGCAUCCUAACAUUGUCCGUUUCUAUGACUCCUGGGAGUCAGUGCUGCGAGGGAAGAAGUGCAUCGUCCUGGUCACCGAACUCAUGACCUCGGGGACACUCAAAACGUAUCUGAAGCGCUUCAAGGUGAUGAAGCCUAAGGUCCUGAGGAGCUGGUGUCGUCAGAUCCUGAAGGGCCUCCAGUUCCUCCACACCCGGACCCCUCCCAUCAUUCACAGGGACCUGAAGUGUGACAACAUCUUCAUCACGGGCCCCACCGGCUCCGUCAAGAUAGGAGACCUUGGACUGGCCACUCUCAUGAGGACCUCCUUUGCUAAGAGUGUCAUAGGUACACCUGAGUUCAUGGCUCCAGAGAUGUACGAGGAACAUUAUGACGAGUCAGUGGAUGUCUAUGCCUUUGGGAUGUGCAUGUUGGAGAUGGCCACCUCAGAAUACCCCUACUCAGAGUGCCAGAAUGCUGCACAGAUCUACCGUAAAGUCACCAGCGGUAUAAAACCAGCCAGCUUUGAUAAAGUCAACGACCCAGAGAUUAAAGAGAUCAUCGAGUGCUGCAUCCGCCAAGACAAGAAUCAGAGGCUGUCCAUCCGGGACCUGUUGACCCACGCCUUCUUUGGGGAGGACACUGGGGUGCGUGUGGAGCUGGCGGAGGAGGACAUGGGGUAUCAGGAGUGUCUGGCCCUCAGGAUCUGGGUGGAGGAUCCCAAGAAGCUGAAGGGCAAACACAAAGACAACGAGGCCAUUGAGUUCAGUUAUGACCUGGAGAAUGACAGCGCAGAAGAGGUGGCUCUGGAGAUGGUGAAGUCGGGCUUCUUCCAUGAGAGCGAUGCUAAAGUGGUGGGAAAAUCUAUCCGCGACCGUGUCACACUCAUCAAGAAGUCCCGUGAGAGACGCCAGCAGCAGCUGCUCCAACAGCAGCAAGGCUUUGAUGAGAGACGGGACUCCACCCUUACCUCCUCCUACACCAGCUCUUACCCCUCCUGCACCUUCUCCCUGGGGCCUGGGGUGGCUGGGCUGACAGGACGAGGCGGGGGAGGUGGUUGGCAAGGGGAGGCUGAGGAGAUACCAGAGGUAGAUCAGCAUAUGAGGCAACAGCAGCAGAUCCACAGUGGGAAUCCUCUGAGCCUGCCCACAGGAGAGGAGAGCAUUGUUUCAGCCAGCUGUGAGUCCAAUGCCAAUGGCCAGAGCCAGGCGUACCCUCAGCAACGGGAGUCCUACGUGCUUUCUCAAUCCAACCUCCCUGCUGCUGCUUCGGAAAUUUUGGCCCACACCCAAAUUUUCCCAAUUAGUCAGAGCAGAGGAGUUCCGAAUGUGCUUAUUGGUCAGAGUAGUGGGAUUUCCGGCAUGUCCAUUGGCCAAAGUGGUGGUGGGGCUCCUGAUGGUCAGCAGACUUACGUUCAGCCUGUUGCCAUGCCAACACAGGUUUCACCAGGUGUACCACAGCAGUAUUCUCAGUCAUACCACUCAGAUGGGUCACAGAUUGCACAUAUGGCCCCUUCCCUGUCCUACGCACCCCCAGCCUCCCCCCAAGCCCAGCUCAACAUCCUCCCAGCUCCCAUGUUAGCGGGGGACCCAACAGGACGAGUGGGGGCCAUGGUCCCUCUCCCACAACAGGCCCAGGCCAACGUCACUCCCAAUGUCAUCCAGAUGACACCCCAGCCUUUAACCCAGCAAGCACUGCCUGACAUGAUCCCACAGCAGCAGACCAUUGUUCAACAACAACAACAACAGAUACUGAUGGAGCAACAGCAGCAGCAGCAAAUGGAGGCUCAACAAGCCGCCCUGCUUCAGCAUCAUCAACAACAUCAUCAACAACAGACCAGUGGAAUUCCCCAGAACCAGGCAGUACUGAUACAGCAACAGAUGGAACAACAACAGACCAGUGGAAUUCCCCAGAACCAGGCGAUACUGAUACAGCAACAGAUGGAACAACAACAGACCAGUGGAAUUCCCCAGAACCAGGCGAUACUGAUACAGCAACAGAUGGAACAACAACAGACCAGUGGAAUUCCCCAGAACCAGGCGGUACUGAUACAGCAACAGAUGGAACAACAACAGACCAGUGGAAUUCCCCAGAACCAGGCGGUACUGAUACAGCAACAGAUGGAACAACAACAGACCAGUGGAAUUCCCCAGAACCAGGCGGUACUGAUACAGCAACAGAUGGAACAACAACAGACCAGUGGAAUUCCCCAGAACCAGGCGGUACUGAUACAGCAACAGAUGGAACAACAGCAGCAGCAGCAGCAGCAACAGCAGACUAUAGCAACCCAACAGCAGCAAACUACUGAGCCACAGCAGCAAGUGUAUGUGCAGCAAGCUUUGGUUCAGCAGCAGCAGGCCUUACAACACCAACAAUCAAUGGAACAACAGCAACAACACCAACAAUCAGUGGAACAACAGCAACAUCAGGCCUUACUACACCAACAAUCAAUGGAACAACAGCAGCAUCAGGCCUUACAACACCAACAAUCAAUGGAUCAACAGCAGCAUCAGGCCUUACAACACCAACAAUCAAUGGAACAACAGCAACAUCAGGCCUUACAACACCAACAAUCAAUGGAACAACAGCAACAUCAGGCCUUACAACACCAACAAUCAAUGGAUCAACAGCAACAUCAGGCCUUACAACACCAACAAUCAAUGGAACAACAGCAGCAUCAGGCCUUACAACACCAACAAUCAAUGGAACAACAGCAGCAUCAGGCCUUACAACACCAACAAUCAAUGGAACAACAGCAGCAUCAGGCCUUACAACACCAACAAUCAAUGGAACAACAGCAGCAUCAGGCCUUACAACACCAACAAUCAAUGGAACAACAGCAGCAGCAACAACAGGCGUUGUCUUUGCAGCAACAGAAAUUGGAUCAAACCCAAGCCUAUGCGCAACCACCACAAAUCGACGUACAACAGCAGCAACAACUGCAGCAGCAGCAACAGCAGCAAAUAUUGUUACUACACCAACAACACCAGAUAGAACAUCAGCAACAACAACAAGCAAUGUUAUUAGAACAACAACAGCAAGUGUACAUACAACAGCAGCUUGAGCAACAGCAGCAACAGGCUUUGCUACAACAGCAACAACAGGCGCAACUACAACAGCACCAACUGGAGCAGCAGCAAGCGUUGUUACAACAGCAGAUAUUUGAGCAACAGCAGCAGCAAGCGCUGUUACAACAGCAGCAACAAGAGCAGCAGCAACAGCAAGCCUUAAAGCAACAGCAACAACAGGCACAACUACAACAGCACCAGCUAGAGCAACAGCAAGCGCUCCUACAGCAACAACAGACAACAACAACAACAACAACUGGAGGCUCACCAAGUGAGCCAGAUACAACAACCACAAAUGGAUUUACAACAGCUGCAACAACAACAGCAAGCUGUGCUGAAACAACCCACCCAACUACAACAACAGGUGGUCGUCAGUCAUCCAGUCAACCCACAGCACCAGCAGGCUGUGCUCAAGCAACAGUUGGAACAACAGCAAGCCAUGCUACAACAGCAACAGCUUCAACAGCAACAAGUGAUUUUACAGAAGCAGCAAUUGGAGCAACAACAGCAGCAAGCUCUGUUACAACAACAGAUUGUCACACUAGCCUAACCCAGCAGCAACUGACAGAACAACAGCAAGUGGUGCUGAUACUACAACAACAACAGCAACAACAACAACCUAUCUUACUGGAGCAACAACAAGAAGCGUUCGCCCAACAACAUCAGCAGCACCAUCAGAGCUCUGUCAUUGAACCUCAGCCUCAAAUCCCCCUUAUAGCCCCAGCCAUACCAGCAGCAGAGGUUACACAGGCCAUUCAGGUCCAAGCUCAGAUGGCCGCCCAGGGUCAGGAAGUCAUACCUGUAGCCAUUCAGCUACAGAUUUCCAGCAAAGCUCUACCGGCUGUAGUGCAAGCCCAUGCCCAAGUCCUGGCCCAGAUUCAAGCUCGGAAUGAAGCUCACCCUCAGAGCCAGGGCAAUGUCUCAGUCCCAGUACUACAGGCCCAGCCCCAGCCUCCACACCAAGCCCAGCCCCAGCCUCCACACCAAGCCCAGCCCCAGAUGAUCGAGGUCCAGAUUCCAUCUCACAUGGUGGCCCCAAUCCAGACACCAAGUCCUCCGAUCCCUAUCCAGCCUCAGGUUCCUCUGGUACAGGCUCCCCAUCAGAUGCCAGCUCUAAUACAGGCCCAGGCGCCAGGGCAGUCAGUCAUCCAGCAGACUCCCCAGCCUUUGCAUCCAACCCAGGCCCUGACUCAGACUCAGAUUCCAGAAGUUCUUGAGACUCAGAUGAUGCCUCCUAAGCAGCAGAGCACAGCUCUGGUCCAACCCCAACCUCCAGUCUCAAUACCCCCCAUGCAAAGCCAGGUCCAGCCUCAACCCCAGCACCAGUCUCUAGUGCAGCCCAGUGUUCAACUUCCAGAGGUGGUGCAGCCUCAACUCCAGCACCAGGCCGGCCUAUUGGCACCGCAGGACACAAACACAACAACAACAACAACAGCAGAUACUGAUGGAUCAACAACAGGAGAUCACUCAACAAGUACCACAACAACAACAACAACAGCAGAUACUGAUGGAUCAACAACAGGAGAUCACUCAACAAGUACCACAACAACAACAACAACAGCAGAUACUGAUGGAUCAACAACAGGAGAUCACUCAACAAGUACCACACAACAACAACAACAACAACAGCAGAUACUGAUGGAUCAACAACAGGAGAUCACUCAACAAGUACCACAACAACAACAACAGAUACUAAUGGAUCAACAACAGGGGAUCACUCAACGAGUAACACAACAACAACAGCAGAUACUGAUGGAUCAACAACAGUCCAUGCUGCAGAACCAGCAGAUGAUGCUGUCCCCUGGAUCUGUUGAUGUUGGAACUGUCCCUGCAGCCCCUGCAGCCAAGGUCAUAGACCCUACCACCUUGGUCUCUGCUUCGUCCCAACACAUACAACAACAGACUGGACAAGCUCCAGCUCCAGCCCCCAUCCAGCUGGCUCUGCAGUCCCUUCCCCCUCAGCAGCAACAAGUCUCAAUUCCCCCUCUCAACCCAAGUCAACUGGCUUCUCCGCUUCCUCAGAUCCCCCCACAUCUGUUGCCCCAGCAGCCCACUGUUAACCCAGCACAGAUAGCAGCCCCCAGUAACGUGCCCCAGCUCGGGACUCAGACUAGAGCCCUACCCCUCUACAGUCCGGUAGGAGCAGGAGGUCCUCCACCAUCCCCCCAGCACCAGGCUCAGCUGACGCAGCUGCUACCCGCCCACACACACACCCAGACGGCCAUGCAAGCUCUCGCAAACACUCACACCCAGACACUGGCCCAGACGAAGGUCCACACUGAGACCCAGCUCGCUGAGGCCGCAUCGGUGGCUGCCACCACCGAGCAACAACACCCUCCGAAUCACCCCCAGGCUACUUCCCUCCCUCUUCCACACAUGUCCCCCUGCCCCACUCAUACAGCAUCUCACCCCCACCCUGCCUCCUUGCCACCUCUCCAUCCUGCUACCCCUGGCACAGAGACCCAGCCCACCCCACCAGAGAGUCAGCUAACCCUGCCUGGCCUGGCUGAUGGCCCCCUGGGCCCCACUUCUCCCCCGCCUGUUGCCGCCGCUGCUUCCCAGCCCCUUGAUUCUAACGCCCCCUCGCUGCUGCCCCCAACCUCAACCUCGCUCCCAGACUGUGACCCUGCUCUGCUGAGCAUUGCUCAGGAGAGUCCGAAAUCGUCUGGCACAGAGAGACACUCCACUUCAGGCUCUGUUCCAGCCAAUGGGGAUGGGGAUUUACAGAUGUUGGCCAAUGAGAAACUAGAGAGGGUGAAGUCUCAGAGGAGAUUGUCCUAUCGGGGGCCAGAAAAAGGAUCACAUGCAUUUCAACUGACCAUGAUUCAGGUGUCCGGCUCUGGGGACAACAUGGUGGAGUGUCAGCUGGAAACCCACAGCAACAAGAUGGUCACCUUCAAGUUCGACACUGAGGGAGACGCACCUGAAGACAUCGCAGAUUACAUGGUGGAGGAGGAUUUUGUCCGUGAAUCAGAGAAAGAGACAUUUGUGGAAGAGCUGAGGUCCAUUGUCAAGAGAACGCAGGAAAUUCUCCUCACACAUCAACAGACUGGCUCUAUGGAACAGCUGCAUGUGAGCACUCCAACAGGCACAGCAAUGGACGGGGCGCCCCAGUCGUCUCCGGUGGGCAGGUGGAGGUUCUUCAUCAACCAGACCAUCAGACACAGAGACUCCACGUCCAACCAGGGAGGAGCGUCCACCCCUCCACCUCUCUCGACCGGCGAGGUCAGGGUGCCUCAGUCUACAGACACUGACAGAGAGUGGGAUGGAGGAUCCCAGAGAUCGGACUCCUCCUUUGCUGAAAUGGUUUCCUCUCCUCCUAUCUGCCCCACCUCCACCUUGUGUGCCCUGGCCUCUGCCUCCUCCCCCCCUGCCUCCACCUGCGUCUCCACCGUUUCUACCCCUGCCUCCAUGUCUGCCCCCCCAGCCACUGCUGCCCCCACUCCUGACACGACUGCCUCUGCUGCCUCUGACAGAAGUGUUUCUGACCUGGCUUCUACUAGUGCAGCUGUUGCCUCAGUCCUACACCCAGUCCCCGCUGCCUCAGCUGGCCUAGACCUGCAGGCUUCCAUCCACCAAACUUCCAGUACAACCACAGCAACAUCCUCCAUUCCAACCCAUGUCCCAAACACCGCUACCAACCUCCCAGUCCCUGCCAUGGUAGCUGCUUCUGCCACCAUUGCUCCCUCUACCACAGGCUGUCUAACUGAAGCUCUGACCUGCUCCAUGGCGAGCCAGGACCAAGGACCAAGCCUGGGGGAUGUAGUAAUGAUGGCAGCCCCAGGGCAGUGUGUGUCUGGAGGGGGCCACUCAUCCACCGGCUCCAUCAACCCUCCAGUGGCUGUGGCUACAGCUGUGGCCUCUCCUCCUGCCAGCCAUGCAGGUCUGGAGCAGCAGCAAAACACUCUGCCUCAGAUUCAGUGCAUGUCAGCUCAGCCUCAGGCUGUGCCUCAGAUUCAGUGCAUGGCAGCCCAGCCUCAGGCUCUGCCUCAGAUUCAGUGCACGUCAGCCCAGCCUCAGGCUCUGCCUCAGAUUCAGUGCAAGGCAGCCCAGCCUCAGGCUCUGCCUCAGAUUCAGUGCAUGGCAGCCCAGCCUCAAGCUCUGCCUCAGGCCCAGGUCCAGUUACAACAGCAGCUCCAGACAAUGCAACAGCAGCAACAGCAACAACAAAACCUGCAGGCUGUGCAACUCCAACAGGUACAGCAACAACAGCAAGUGUACCAAGAGCAGAUACAACUGCAGCAGCAGCAGCAGCAACAAGCAUUGCAAAAAUCUAUUGAACAGUUGCAGAUGCUGCAACAGCAACAACUACAGCCACAACAACAACAUCAACAACAACAGCAGCAGCAGCAGUCUCAGCUACAUUUACAGCCCCAGCUCAGUCAGACAAAGCCACUACAAAAACAGUGUAUGUCCCUGCAACCACAGACAGAGAUGUUGCCACUGGCACUACAACAACAGAUACAGCAACUGCCUGUCCAAAUGCAGAACACACAGUGCAACACACAGUUACACAUGCAACAGCCACAGCUACACCAGUUACCACCACAACAACAACACCAGUUACCACCACAACAACAACAACAGCCACAGCUACACCAGUUACCACCACAACAACAGCCACAGCUACACCAACAACAACAACAACAGCCACACCAGUUACCACCACAACAACAGCUACACCAGUUACCACCACAACAACAACAGCCACACCAGUUACCACCACAACAACAGCCACACCAGUUACCACCACAACAACAACCACAGCUACACCAGUUACCACCACAACAACAGCAACAGGCAGCGAUUGACCUGCAGCAACAGCAACAGUUAGGUCUGGAACAGGCACUAGAUAUUCAGCAGCAACAGGAAAUGCUCCAACAACAACAGUCUUUUAUGGCUGGAACUGCCAUACAGGGAGAUGUGUUACAGCAGCAACCUACGCUGCUAGCCCAGUCAGUGAACCAACAGUAUGUCCAACAACAACCAGUACAGCUACUAAACAUGGCACUGGUGAAACAACAGCAACAAGAGGUUAACCCUCAGCAGAAGCAUCAGGUGCCCCAGCAGGAGCAGCCGUCGUUCCAACAGUCAGAGUGGGAGCUGUCUACAUGGGAGGCCAUUGUGACCGAGGAUAAAGUCAGUCACUCUGCCCCUCUACACCACUCCUCAGACUCCACUCUGCCACUCAACAUUAACACAACCUCCGAUGCCCCCCUACACCCCCUCUCCCUCACCCUGACACCCUCCCCGGUCCAACCAUCCUCUGUGGCUGAGUCGGACAGCGAGGGUCCUCCCAAAAUCGAGUUUGUAGACAACCGCAUUAAGACUCUGGAUGAAAAGCUGAGGAACUUGUUGUAUCAGGAGUAUAGUAGUGGGGCAGCUGUGACGGGGGGAGCUGCUGUGGUUUCUACCGCAGGUCCCACCGCAGUGUCAGCAGCCUCCACAUCGGCAGGAGGGGUCAAAUCCUCGGAGCCGCCCUCGCUCCAUCCCUCCUCCUUCCCUACUCCUGCCUCCUCCUCCUCAGACACCUCUCCUCAUUCCUCCUCCUCCACCACCUCCUCCACCACCUCCCGCUCCUCCUCUACCUCUCCUGACCUGGAGAGGGGGAGAGGAGUGGGGGAGGAGGCUCCUCCAACAGACCCGGUGGAGCAGCAGCCCGCCCCGUCUCUUUCCUCCGCCUCCCCCCCUUCCUCUCCCCUGGCCCUGCCACAUGGACACUCUGCCGGGCCCCCGCCUAUCCCUGGAGAACCCACCGUUCUUGCUGCCCCCUCUCACUCUGACACCAGUACCCCAGGAGAAGUCACUACGUGGCCCCCCAAUCUGCACCCCAUCCCCCUGGGCCAUGGACCGCCACAGCAUAAUGCAGGAGGUGGAUAUUUUGGCCUAAACCUGACAUGUCCUAGUAUCAGAAAUCCCGUUAGCAAGAAAUCCUGGACUCGCAAAUUCAAAAGCUGGGCAUGCAAACUGCGCCACUCCGCCAGCUUGUUCAAGAAGCCCAGAGUCAAGCAAGAUGGUCACUCUAGAGGCAGCCAGGCAGUCAGAGAGGGAGCUUCCUCCAACCCUACCCACUCACUCAAGGGACGAUUUCGGGUCACCGCAGUGCCCCAGCUCCCCGAGGCCUCUCCCCCCAAAGAGGCAGGCUCCAGUAUAGGCAGCAGUCACAGGAAAGUGGGGCGCUUCUCUGUCACCCAGACGGAGGCCCAAAAAGAGGAGAAAGAGCUAACAGACAGCUCUCCUGUGUCUCCUGACCUGGAGAGAGAAAGGAGGAGGACCCGAGGGAAAGAGGGAGAGGAGGGGAAGAAGAACCCAGCACUCAGCCACCCACCCCGAGGACAUGGGCAUGGUCACUCACCCCUAGGCAGUAGUGAUGAUGAGGAGAGUGAAAUGGGGGAUGAAGACCUGAGGAAGGAGCUGCACAAGCUGAGAGAGAAACACAUCAAGGAGGUGGUGUCCCUGCAGGCUCAGCAGAACACAGAGCUCCAGCAGCUGUACAAACAGCUCCGCUCCCUCAAAGACCACCGGCCGACCCUGCCUCUGCCCCGCACCCCAACCCUCCCCUCGGGAGCGGCAGCCCUCUCCCCCCGCAGGCCCGGCCCGGCCAAAGCCAAGCUCCGGCCCAGAACCCACUCCCACAUAGACAACAAUGGAGUCACUGGUCACCCUGGUAUCCAGCAGUCCAGUAGUUUUUCAGGCGGAGAACAGAGCAGACUACCACCGUACUGCAACCCAGAACACACCAGUCUACUGACUACUAAAAGAGACCACAGUCCUCCCUCCCAAGAUGCCAGGAAGAGCACGUUCACAGAUGACUUGCACAGACUGGUUGAUGAUUGGACAAAGGAGACAGUGGGUCCCACCCAUCCCAAGCCCUCGCUCAAUCAGAUCAAGCAGAUUCAGCAGGUGCAGGAGUUGAGAGGCUGGCCACAGCCCACAGAGGUGGCUCCUCCAGGUUGGUUCCCUGUGGCACCACUGAACCCCCAGGCCUCCCCAGCCCCAGCUCAGUACACUGCUGGGGGGAGCCUGAGCCAGUGGAGUGGGGUGGGGGGACCACCAGGAUCACAGCAACAACAAACGCACAUGCCUCAAGUCCCACAGCUGCAGCAAAGUUUACAUCUCCAGCAAGCCCAGCCUCCUCACCCAUUACAGAUACAGCAAUCACCUCUAUGCCUACAACAACAGCCCCUAAUCCAGACUCCACUAUUGUCUCAGUCCCCGGCUCCUGUACAGCCACAGACUGGGCAACAACAGAUACCCAAGCAGCCCAAUGUCGGUGUAGGAGCCUCACCACAGAAUCAGAAUCAACCUCCGUUGCCUUCCCAGAUACCCCAAAUGGCCCCGUCAUCUCAGCUGGCCCUAGCCCAGCCUGGGUGUCUGAUUCCUGGGUCUAGCACAACCACGGUGGUGGGAACCAUAGACACUGGACCUGCUGCUGCUGCCACCGGUGGCCCCGGAGGGACAUUCUGCUCCUCCUCCUGCUGCUCUGCUGCUGCUCAACCAUCCAGUGCCAAACUUCACCCCACACCCCCAACCUCAACUCUUCCUCUGGGACAGCAGUAAAAUGAAGAAAAUAAAAAAAGGGAAGAGUGAUGUCGAUUAUGAUGGAACGAGGGAAGGAGAAAAAAGAUUGAGAGUGUGUAUGUUAUGAGAGGUAAUGUCUGAGAAUGAGAAAAUGGACGCCAGUGGGUUUGUAAAGAUGAGAUGGGGAGUGAAUGAGAGAGAUGGUUGAGUCUAUGUAGAGUAGAGUAGAGUAUGUACAGACAGAGGGAACAUUUGGAACUCUGGGGGGGGGUUAUUGUUGUGUUUGAGUGUUGAGAUGUACAAACUUACGUAACGUUUGUGUGUGUAUUUGUGUGUGUGUGUGUUUGUGUUGCCAUUGAUUUUCUCAAUACAUAUCUCUUGUGUGUUUUGACACCAAGUAACAGUCAUGUUAUUUUUUAAAUCCAACUAAGUUGGACCCUGAACUCUUCUCCCAAGUAGAGACAUGAAGGAACACAAACAUUAUGACAUUAUUAUUGUAUUUUUUAUUUUUAUUUGUCAAUGCUUACUUAUAUUGAAAAGGACUAUGGAUUUUAGAAGUGCAAUUACUAACUGUCAUCUAAAUGUUAUCAUCCUGUAUUGUCGUGAUUUGUCUGUAAGGCAUUUAACAAAAUAUUUUUGUAGAAGCACGUUGACAACAAUCAACCAGACAUUUACAAGCCAAUACAAUGAGCCAACAUCUUACAUGAAUAUAGCACAAAUGUUUCAACAGGCUACCAAUGAGAUGUAAAGCAGCUAAAAACAGCAUGUUACAGUAACACCACAGAGCAUGGUAAUAAUGGCUAUUAUCACUACCACAAUGUCACUAAGCACACUGUUGUACGGUGUAGUGCACUGGCAAGGCAUGUACUUUGUGUAUUGUUAUAUUUUACAUUGAUAAGUAGUGGUAACAACUAGGUUAGAAGAUUUAAAAUAACAAGUUGAUGAGUAACAUGAUUAAAUUCUGAUCAAUUGAUUUCCUUAAUACACUGAUAAAUUGAUUUCAUUGAUGAAUAUGUUCAGUGGGCUUUCAUUGAAAUCUUACUGAAUAAACACUCAUCGAGACUAAGACUGCAUGAUCUUACUGCUACAACAUACCUUGACUUGCCUGACUUUAGUGCAAUCUACUUACACGUGUGCUUAUAUAUAUAUAUAUAUCACGUCUGCUGCUGUGCACAACAGAAAACUCCAAGGUAACUUAUUGAUCAGGAAUAAAUCAAUGUUUUAUUUGAGCUAAAAUAAAUACAUUUGUUUUAGAUAAAUGUUUUAUUUCCUCUACCAGUCUCAGCCCUGCAUAUUGAAGGUGUCAUCCAAGGAAAACAAUGAUGAGAAAACAAACAAAAUGCUAAGUCAUUUCAUGGUAAUGGAGAACCCAUGUAAAUGUAUAGGGGCUGUUCUCAUAUUGCCUUCUACAAUUAAUACUUUACUGUGUGUGUGUGUGACUGUGCACCAAAAACGUGGACUAUGUACAAGAAGUGCUAUAGUUUCUAAAGGGUUCACCCUAUAUGGUGAAAAUACCCUCAGAUUAAAGCUGACAGUCUGCACUUUAACCACAUAUUAAUUUUAUAAUUUCCAAUCCAAAGUGCUGGAGUACAGAGCCGAAACAACACAUAAUGUGUCACUGCCUCAAUACUUUUAGAGCUCACUGUAUGAGAUAGACUGCUUCAUAGUGAAUUGAAAACUCACCAUAAAACUACUGAAAGUGGAAGGACGAAAACAAAACAUUGACAUUUCUAUUGGGGAGCUAAAACAGUUUGUGCUUACGCUUAUGGUUGUUCAAAAAGUAAAACCAUUGCAUAUGAAUAUAGAGUUUAACAUAAUGGUUUCCGGUAUUUUUUUGGGGAAUUUGACAACCCACAUUUUCACAGUACUAUAGUUGCUGAUUAUUAGUGGAGUGGAGGAAGUUACUGUGCUGUCAAGUCAAUACUAACAUGUUGACCAUAUGUCACAGCUUAAUGAUAUUCAUGAAAAGGAAAUGUGGAACUCACCCUUUCCUGAAGUGUUACCAAAAUGUAAUCUAAAAGAAGAAAAUAUUAUUUUUGUAUUUUGAAAUGGGGUUGUACAAAAUGUAAAAAUGGUGUUCUUCUGAUCAACAUUUAAAAUCUGAGGUUAUCUGAUACUAGAAAACAUUGGUUCUCAUCUCUGUUGAUGGAGUCCCUCCAUGCAUAUAUUAUGUUCCUCUUAGAUUAUGUGCUGAAACAGAGCUACGUCAUGUUUCAAUUACCAGAGGUUUAGUCAGCGUGGAUAUAAUCAUAGGGAUAUCUCAACUUGUUUUAUCUCUAUGGUAAUAUUGUCUUACAUUUCACAUCUUGACUCACUGGACAACAACAAAACGUUAUCAAGGGGCAGGCCUAGACUAUCUAUAGGCCAUUGGGAUCUUCUAUAUGACACAUACUUGAGUGUCCAGAUAUUACACUAGAUUGGGAACCAAUGAUUUAUAAAGAUAUUUAAUCAGAAAAAAACAUAAAUAAAACGUAUGUUGCUGGUGAUUUAGCCUCUGUAAAAUGUUAACUAAUUGAAUUGUUGAUUUUAUUUAUGUUUUGUAACUAAUCAAAAUAAAUGGUGUUAAACAUCAAACUGUUAA